Messenger RNA from Pomacea canaliculata, 5068 nucleotides. RefSeq names its product queuine tRNA-ribosyltransferase accessory subunit 2-like. Lineage: Eukaryota; Metazoa; Mollusca; Gastropoda; Architaenioglossa; Ampullariidae. Bases 165 to 1403 code for a protein of 412 amino acids. The record is from RefSeq and is a predicted model, not a curated record. Gene Ontology annotation, molecular function: tRNA-guanosine(34) queuine transglycosylase activity. The transcript is spliced from 11 exons.
CUCCCUCUCACGAAGGGAAAUCACUCAUCUCUACUAUUGAAACCACGGUGUGUUUGUUGCGACAGUACUGUAUAGUCAUAUAAUAUAGUAAAAUAAAUCAAACUGAUUUACGCUAAACCUAUAACACGGUUACCAGAGAUCUAUACACAUAUCAUCACAUUUUUAUGAUGAAAUUUUCGGUGGAGAAACUCGUUCAUGGCAGUUGCAGACUGGGUCUUAUCCGUGAAGCUGGGAAAAAUAAGUCAGUCACCAUUGAAACUCCUUUCUGCUUGUUAUACACGAGAGCAGGCAGUGUACCCAACCUGAGUAUUGAUACUCUAUCCUAUGUUCAGGGACUACCUCCGAUAGCAAUGAUGCCACUCAACCUAUUAGCAGAACAUCAUGAAUCUGUAGAGGAAUACCAGAAAGGACUUGCAGGCUUCACAGCAAUGAAAGAUUUUCUUGUCUACUGCUCACUUCAAGACCCAAGCACACCUGUGCCCAGUGGCUAUAAUGAAAAGUCAAAUAUAGCUCUGUGGACAAGGGGAGGAAAAACAAAGGUUGAUCCUGAAUUGUUCAUCAAAGUCCAGGAAGCAUUUAAGGCAGACUGGAUUCAGUGCAUGGGGGAUGCAGACACAAGCAAACAGUCAUCUAAAAAGAGGAGUAGGAAGGCUGUGGACAGUUCUCUAAUUUUUCUUGAUGAGCUUCUUCAGAAACGGAAGACAUCUAAGAUUUUACAGAAUGCUGCAAUAUUUGGCUCUGUUGAAGGUGGAUUCAGUGUGUUUGACAGAAACCGUUCAGCAAGGGAAACGGCAGCACGAGGAGUAGAUGGGUUUGUUAUAGAAGGCUUUCAAAACGAUGGCAAAGAUUUCUGUCAAUUUGAGGAUGAAAGUUUUACAGAUGUCCUCAGUUCUACCUUGAAACAUCUUCCAGAAGACAAGCCAAGGCUGAUGAAUGCAGUUUGGAGACCAGAUGCAAUCAUGCAAGCAAUCAGAGCUGGCAUUGACAUCUUUGACACUUCCUAUGCAUUUGUGACAACUGGAAAAGGCAAUGCUCUUGUAUUCAGCUAUGACUAUGAAAAACUGAGUGUGAAGCCAUCUGAUGAUGGGGAUCUCUGUUUACAAGCUUCAUCUCUAACCUCAGAAUGUGGCUACAGCAUCAACUUGAAUGAUUCCAGGUUUCGAGAAGACUUUAGUCCAAUUCUUGAAGGCUGUUUAUGCUACACUUGCAAGACUUACAGUCGGGCAUAUGUCAACCACUUGUUAAACACCACAGAGCUUCAGGCUGGAGUUCUUCUCAUGAUCCACAACCUUCAGCACUACCUGGGUUUUUUUUCAGCUGUGAGGCAAGCACUUCGAGAGGAGAAGUUUCAUCUUUUAGAGUCACUCAUAAACAGACAAAGGGCUGUAUCCCUAGAGAGGUGAAAAUAGUUUUCCAUUAGUCUGGCUCUGUUUUUAAUCGUUGGAUCUUAUUUUCUUUUGUCUACAAUUUGGAAAAAUUUGUUGCAGAAACUGAGUUGGACUUGGAUGGUAAAGUUUAAAAGUUGUGGUCACUGCCACAAAGGACAUGUCAGAAAGGAAUGCUAAUAAAGUCUAUGUUUAAAAUAUUUUAUCAAUAUUUUAUCAUUUUUUAAAGGGAUGUCAUUGUACAAAAUACUCAUUUGUUCAUCUAUACUUUUUUUAAAAUCACAAUAGCUCUCUUGCAUGCAUUGUGGAAGCAAAAAAUCUCCAUAGCAAGCAAAAAGCAAUUAACAAGCAAUUAAGUCACAACAGGUUUCCAUGGCGACUGAAAGGAUAACAGAUAAGCUUCUAGCAACUCGAACAACUUUCACACCGCAGAGAAACCCUAGCUGAGAGGUCUUUGAAGUAUCCAUAUUAAAUAUAUUUACUUAUGUGCAUUAUGUGUGUGCAGCUCCAAAGGAUAGCUGUAUUGAUAUGAAAGAGAAAUGUUUGGUGAAUUAUGUGAAUGUUGGUUUUCGUGUUCACAAGUGUGGAUUUGUGAAAUAAAUGAUGAAAAUGUCAACUAGAUCCCCAUCAAGCAGUUAAUAUUGGCAACAGAAUUAAAAUGAUAUGAACUCACCUUUUAUUUCACCAAACUUUUCUACAGCUGCAUGAUAUUUCAUCAAUGGUCAGAAAAAGACAAAACCAUGAAUGCCAGAGAAAAAUUCACACAUUACCAGCGUGAAAUGACAAAAGUACCAAGUGAAUAUGUGCAGUAAUAUAUACUAUGAAAUGCAUGGUAACGAAAAUUAUGCAUGCACAUGCUAUAUCCAGCACCCACUUUGGAAGCCAAGCAUUUAAUCCACACAUCUGAUUUUUCAUUGUAAUUCAACAUAUAGGACUGGUAACAGUGCUCUCAGAUAACAUUCUUCCUGCAGAAUAAGUGUUAAAUGUGUUUAAAAGAACAUUUAUUUUAACUAAAAAAUUAUGGCUGUUUUUCAUGGUUUUAUAUUUUAUACCCAAUGAUAUUUCUAACUAGUGUGGAUAUGAACGAAUGAAAGUUUUAUACAGAUACACAUUAACAUAAAUAUUUGCUCUUCCUAUGCUCAUAUUCUGUAAGCUGACUUGGGAAAAGAUUGUUUUAAAUUUGUAGCAGAACUUGGUAUCACUUGUGGGCUAGAACAAUUCUUGUACAAAAUCUGCCUAGUGGCCAAAUAGACCUGCCUAACAAUGUAGUCUUAAGCUCUGCUGCCUGCAGCAUCCAAUGUGGGUUAUAUGAUACUUAAGAAUAAAAUAAAUUUGGGAAAUUGUAAACAGAAUCCCUCAAGGCCACUUUAAUGUCAGGCGGUCAUGCCUAUAGAGAUCAAAGAGAAUAGAUUAUCAAAUUAAUCAAGGUGCACUUUAAGACAUUCAUUACAACCACGCAUUCUCAAGAACAUUUGUUUUUCCUCCUUUUUCUUUGCCAUUCCACACUGCCAUUCUUACAAACUGUCCUCAGUUUUGUGAUUUGUAAGACAGAGCAGUGUUGACAAUUGCCAAAUAGAUUGUAUGAUCUUUGAUGCUGUUUAUCUACAGACACCCCAGCUGACAUAACAAUGCUUCUAAAUAAGCACAUCUAUGUGAACCAUUUCUCAUUAAAUGCUUUAAGUAUAUUACAGUUCAAACAUACCACCUUUCCUUUUAUACUGGCAAGUACCAUCUUCCAUUUGUGUAUUCUCUUCCCUUCCCCUUUUGGUUCCUUUUCCCAGCAACUUUUUUCACAACCUUAUUUAACCUAAAAAAAAUUAAGUCUUGCUGAACUAGUAACUAUUUAACUUUACGACGAUUUUUUAAUAAGUUUCUUUUUUUUAUUUUGGUAUGUGCCAUUGUGUCAAUUAUUGGUGUUGAUAAUUCUGUGGUUUGAUCUCAUGUUAAGGACUACAUUCAUAGCUCAUGCAGGAAGGAGUGUGACAUCAGCAUAGAUGCCUGAAGUAGUAAACCUAAACACAAUUUCAUCAUCAGCUUUGUAUAUCUGGACACAAAUCAAAAGACUGUUGUGAAAGCAACAGCCAUCCUUCAUUUUCUCCUAAAGAGAAUGGCUAAGACUAUGGCACCAUGAGAUUUGCAGUUCCUCCCUUCCGUUCACAAUGUUUAUAUAACCAUAUUGUUUUCUACUGACCCCUUACGAUCGCUGUUUGCACAACCAUCCAUCUAGCAGCAGAAUGCCUUUCUAUAUUUUAUUUGUUGCAUUCUCAAAAUCUUAUCCUCUUCAAGACUUUUACCCUUUACCUCUCCCUUUCCACAACUGAAGAACCUUUCUGCUAUUCCUUCUCACUCUUCUCUUUUUUUUUUUUUUUAUCUUUCCUGAUCAGUCAUCAUUAAAAAAUACAUUCUGCAAUGCAUAUCUGUUUCGAUUUCUAUAUGAAAAGUUGUUCUCAAAAUAGUUUUCAAGAAAACAGCAAUUCAUGUCCCAACGAAAAUGAAGAUCAAUGAAAUGUUCAAUAAAGAACAUAUGAAAAUGGUUAAAGAAAUAUUCUGCAAGCAUGACUUUGGUGCUGUUGUUGGGCUGAUAGUUUAAUCAUACCAUUUAUUAGAAAACAUUUGAAAUCUUUUCUGCAUGAUGAAAGUAUAUAUGUACAAGAGUUACAGUCAUUAAGACUUUGGAUUUCUGAAAAUGAGAUAUGACAAAUAACAUUCACUUUACAUGAGAAUCACACAGAUGUCAUGCUUCUAAUGGGACAAAAACCAACAUAAAUGAGAUUUGAGCACAUAAAUAAUGCUGUAAUAAUGACAUUUCUGGAACCGAUGCUAGAAUAUCCUUUGCAAUGCCAGGUGAAUGCUCUCAAGUGAUUAACAUUAUUAAACAAAUUGAUGGAAAUAUGCAGGUUUCUAAAAAGAAAAUUACUGAGUUCUCAGAUAUAUAUAAUGGAAAAAAAUGGAUAUGGGUACUAAUAUCAAACAUUUUUGACAGCAUUUUAGGAUUGUUUAUACAACAAAGUUUAGUGUUUUAUUUAAACAGAAACUGAAUGGGCCUUCACAUUUUAAAACUAGCAUGGUCUGCACAUAAGCACACAUACACACUUGUAUGCUCUCACACACAGAUUCACAUUCCAUAAACAACAGCAAUAUCACAAAAUCUCCAUGAUAAGGAUAGCUUUUGCUCAUCUUGUAACAGUAAGGAGCAAUACCUGUAAUAAAAGGCAAUCUGUGAAAUCUAUAUAGGUGUCAGUUAUUUUUUAAACUUAACCAUGGCUUUUCUGUUUUUGCUGAUAGAACUUUGUAACCAUCAUCAAGUUUCAUUUUCCAGCUUUUUCUGCACAGGCAUAAGAACUUUGUGAUAUCCUUCGUACAAAACUAUUCCAAAGAUACAAUGCUCAUGUUGUUGCUGCCAUUACAAAAUGUUUUCAUAAAACUUGUUUUUCAAAAUUCGUGAGAAUUAAACUAUCCUUCAGACGUCCUGCAGAUAAGAUCAUGUUUUUAAAGGCUUUUCCUUACCAAACAUAAUUUCUCUUAAACGAACAAAAAGGAAUGUGUGGCACAUCGCCUGACUCCAUCUUGAAGGAUGCCUUGAUUGCUGCUUACCUGACUCAAAUCAAAGGCAACUUAGGUAUCUUGCAAUAUACACUAUUAUUGUAUCUGUUUCUUAUAAUAGUCUACAUAUGUAAAAAUUU